Messenger RNA from Penicillium soppii, 720 nucleotides. Its product is annotated as mitochondrial inner membrane protease ATP23. Gene Ontology annotation, biological process: mitochondrial proton-transporting ATP synthase complex assembly; mitochondrial protein processing. Gene Ontology annotation, molecular function: metalloendopeptidase activity. Gene Ontology annotation, cellular component: extrinsic component of mitochondrial inner membrane. The record is from RefSeq and is a predicted model, not a curated record. The coding region runs from base 1 to 720 and encodes 239 amino acids. The transcript has 3 exons. NCBI's taxonomy places the organism in Eukaryota, Fungi, Ascomycota, Eurotiomycetes, Eurotiales, Aspergillaceae.
AUGACAGACUCUCAAUCGCCAGGUGCGGCUGCACCCUCAAAUGGCAAGCCUGAUACCACAGGUUUCAUUCCUGGCGAUGACACCUGGACGCAAUUCCGAAACAUCUAUUCCAUUCUCACGGGCAAGAUGUCCAAUGAAGGAAUAGAACAGUUUCGUGUUGCGCGGGAUGAUCGCAAUGAAGCCGCAGAUUGCAAGCGCUGCGAGGAUCAGCGUGAUUAUCUUCUUCAAUAUAGCCCUACAAUCCGAUUCCUCAGCGAGAGCAUUAAACAAUUAGGAGGCGAUCUCCAUAACCACAACAUUUAUUGUCGUCGCUGCACGGACAGAAAAGGUGGUGGCUUUGACCCGGAAUAUGGCAUUCUGAUUUGCGCAAACGAGAUGAAGGACCAAGGACACCUUGAAGACACAAUGGCCCACGAGAUGGUUCAUGCAUUUGACCACCUGAGGUUCAAGGUCAAUUGGUCUGAUAACCUGCGGCAUGCGGCUUGUAGCGAGAUUCGGGCCAGUUCACUCAGCGGCGAGUGCAGGUGGGCGCGUGAGUUCUUCCGCAGAGGGCAAUGGAAGCUUACACAGCAGCACCAAGAGUGUGUCCGACGGAGAGCUAUUCUGUCUGUGAGGGCACGCCCGACUUGCAAAGACGAAGCCCAUGCCACCAGGGUCGUCGACGAAGUUUGGGAUAGCUGUUUUAGGGACACCCGUCCAUUUGAUGAGAUCUACCGAUGA